This is a messenger RNA of Mesitornis unicolor (brown roatelo), 1139 nucleotides long. It is a transcript of the gene RNF14, whose product is annotated as ring finger protein 14. Gene Ontology annotation, molecular function: ubiquitin protein ligase activity; ubiquitin conjugating enzyme binding; zinc ion binding. Gene Ontology annotation, biological process: positive regulation of proteasomal ubiquitin-dependent protein catabolic process; ubiquitin-dependent protein catabolic process; protein polyubiquitination. Lineage: Eukaryota; Metazoa; Chordata; Aves; Mesitornithiformes; Mesitornithidae. The record is from RefSeq and is a predicted model, not a curated record. Bases 93 to 1139 code for a protein of 348 amino acids. The transcript has 5 exons. Gene Ontology annotation, cellular component: ubiquitin ligase complex; cytoplasm.
AAUUGUUCUCUCUCUCGUAGCUCAGCGCUCUUUGCAAACACUUGGACAACGUAUGGGAAGAGAAUCGGGGCUGCGUGGUCUUAUUUGCCUGGAUGCAGUUUCUGAAGGAAGAAACUCUGAGUUACCUGAACAUCUCCUCCCCGUACGAACUAAAACUGUGCCACCAAGGGAGCGGGCAGAGCAGGACCCCUCUGGUCCCUCCCGAUGCCGAGGACGGCGGUGGCGCCGCAGGCUCUGCCGCAGCCGAGGAGGAAACCGUGGACGGGAGAGCAGUGCAGGACGUGGAGUCGCUGCCCAGCCUGAUCAGGGAAAUCCUGGACUUCGAUCAGGCUCAGCGCAGGAAGUGCUUCAACAGCAAGAUGUACUUGUGCAACAUCUGCUUCUGCGAGAAGCUGGGCAGCGAGUGCAUGCACUUCAAUGAAUGCAGCCACGUGUACUGCAGGGCGUGCCUGAAGGACUACUUUGAAAUACAGAUCAGGGACGGCCAGGUCCACUGCCUCAACUGCCCCGAGCCCAAAUGUGCUUCUGUGGCUACUCCUGGCCAGGUCAAGGAGUUGGUUGGGGAGGAGCUGUUUGCACGUUAUGACCGCCUGCUGCUGCAGUCCAGCUUGGACCUGAUGGCGGACGUGGUGUACUGCCCUCGGCCGGGCUGCCAGACCCCGGUCAUGCAGGAGCCAGGCUGCACCAUGGGCAUGUGCUCCUGCUGUAACUAUGCUUUCUGUACUCUCUGCAAGAUGACCUACCACGGGGUGUCUCCCUGCAAAGUCACUGCAGAGAAAUUAAUGGCUUUGCGAAAUGAAUAUUUGGAAGCCGAUGAGGCAACUAAAAAAUUCCUGGAGCAACGCUACGGCAAACGUGUGAUCCAGAAAGCCCUGGAGGAGAUGGAGAGUAAGGAGUGGCUGGAGAAGAACUCCAAGUCCUGUCCGUGCUGCGGGACCCACAUAGAGAAGCUGGACGGCUGUAACAAAAUGACGUGCACUGGCUGCAUGCAGUAUUUCUGCUGGCUUUGUAUGGGCUCUCUGUCGAGGGUGAACCCCUACAGACACUUCAAUGACCCCUCUUCGCCCUGCUUUAACAGGUUGUUUCAAGCCAUGCACAUCGACGGUGAGUUCUGGGAAGCUGAAGAUGAAGACCAGUAG